AAUUGGCCGAGGCGGGAGUGCGUCACAGCGGCAGGUGUAGCUGGGAGAUGGUGUUCCUUCGUAAGUUAGCGGAGAGCAAUUGGGAGUUUCCUGCGUACGUACUGUUGACAGGAGGUGUCAGGAGCGGACGGCCAGAGGAUUUUAUGGACGAGUUCCUCGGAGAUCAGUGUGUAAAAUGGGACAGGCCACAUCAGGGACUGAGCUGGAUGCUCCUGAAGACAAGCUAGUCAACAUCCGGACAUUUGUGGAAGAUCAGCUGCAGACUAGUAUGAUGGUGGGGAUUAUGAUUGGUGCUGGCAUCUCAGUUGUCCUAAUUGCCAUACUGAUAUUGUUUGUCUUCCGAAGGAUCCAGCGAAAACAUGUUCAGCCACAGGAGACUCCAAAAUACCGAUUUCGUAAGAGAGACAAAAUGCUGUUCUAUGGACGCAAAAUUAUGCGUAAGGUUUCCCAGUCCACCUCAUCUUUGGUUGGAACCACUGCCUCCAGGCCACGCUUGAAAAAGAAGCAAAAGAUGUUCAACAUUGCCAAAAAGAUCCUUCAGUUCAGGAAAGAAGUCCCCACCCUGCAACAAAAAGAACCCCCGCCUUCUGUCCUAGAGGCAGAUCUGACUGAGUUUGAUGUGGCCAACUCACACCUACCCUCUGAGGUCCUCUACAUGCUCAAGAAUGUCAGGGUGCUGGGACAUUUUGAAAAGCCUCUGUUCCUGGAGCUCUGCAAGCACAUGGUAUUCCUGAAAUUUCAGCAGGGCGAGUAUGUGUUUCGUCCUGGUCAGCCCGACAGCAGCAUCUAUGUUGUGCAAGAUGGCAAGCUGGAGCUCUGUUUAGCUGGACAGGAUGGGAAGGAUGCCGUGCUGAAAGAGGUGUUUCCAGGAGACAGUGUCCACAGUCUUCUCAGCAUCCUCGAUGUUAUUACGGGUCACCAGAAGCCCUAUAAGACGGUGUCUGCCCGUGCUGCUGAUGUCUCCACUGUUCUUAGGCUCCCAGUAGAAGCCUUCCUGUCAAUCUUUGAAAAGUACCCCGAGAGCCUGGUCCGCGUGGUGCAGAUCAUCAUGGUCCGCUUGCAGAGGGUCACCGUUCUGGCCUUGCACAAUUACCUUGGCCUGACAAAUGAGUUGUUCAGUCAUGAGAUGCAGCCUCUUCGUUUGCAGCCUCAGUCACUCCACCAGGCCCGGACCAGUCCCAUCAGGCAUAGCAAGCGUUUCAGCAGCAUAUGCACUACUGAGGAGAAUGCUGGUAAACCAGGGGAGGUGACAGCCGCCAAAGAGCUGAGUGAUACUGUCAAAAUGGCAUUGCAGGAAGGCACCACAGUACCAACCCUCAGCAGAGCUGUCUCUAUGCCUGUCGAUAUCUCAGGGAUGCAAAGAGGACGUCGAUCUGAUUUUGACAUGGCCUAUGAGCGAGGAAGAAUCUUGGUCUUCCAGCAGGAUGACGGCACAUCUGGACCACCAGCCUUCACACGAUCCAUUUCUCAGGAACCACGGGAAAGGAAGUCUGUGAUGGUGGAAGAGCAACCGUCUGGGGUGUUCCUGUACCCUGAUGAGGACUCGGCAGACAGUUUAUUUGAACCACUGCUAGGGCGGCAAACAUCAAGUCUCUUUGAAGAAGCCAAAAACGAAAUUCUGCGACUAAUGUGCAUCGAGGAUGCCUCUCUAUUAAAUGGUCGGGUUACACUGCAUCAUGCCAAGGCCGGGACUGUUCUUGCACGACAAGGAGAUCAGGAUGUAAGCCUUCACUUUGUGCUGCUGGGCUGCCUUCAUGUGUAUCAGAGGAUGAUUGAUAAACAGGAGGAUGUGUGCUUGUUUGUCACCCAGCCUGGAGAGAUGGUGGGGCAGCUGGCUGUACUGACUGGGGAACCCCUCAUCUUCACCAUCAAGGCCAUCCGGGACUGCACUUUUCUCAAGAUUUCUAAGUCGGACUUUUAUGAGAUAAUGCGUGAGCAGCCCAGUGUUGUCCUAAGUGCAGCACACACAGUGGCCAUCCGGAUGUCCUCCUUUGUCCGGCAGAUGGACUUUGCUAUUGACUGGAUGGCAGUGGAGGCCGGGCGAGCUCUUUACAGGCAGGGUGACCGGUCUGACUGCACCUACAUCGUCCUUAAUGGUCGCCUGAGAUCUGUGAUCCUCAAGUCAAAUGGCAAGAAGGAACUAGUUGGCGAGUAUGGCAGAGGAGAUCUCAUCGGGGUGGUAGAAGCUCUGACCCGACAGCCACGUGCCACCACGGUCCAUGCAGUGAGAGACACAGAACUUGUGAAGCUGCCCGAGGGAACACUGAACAACAUCAAGAGAAGAUAUCCACAGGUUGUAACAAGGCUGAUCCAUCUCCUUGGGCAGAAGAUCCUGGGAAACCUGCAGCAAGUCAGAGGACCUUUUUCAGGUUCUGGCAUGGCCUCCAGCCAUGAUGUGACCAAUCCUGCCAGCAAUCUGUCUACAGUGGCAGUGCUGCCUGUCUGUGAUGAUGUGCCAAUCAACGCUUUCAAUCUGGAGUUGUACCAUGCUCUGAGUGCCAUUGGACCCACAUUAUUGCUCACAAGUGAUAUUAUCCGAGAGCGUCUGGGAUCCUCUGCCUUGGACAGCAUUCAUGAAUACCGCCUUUCAGGGUGGCUGGCACAGCAAGAGGACAUCAACCGCAUUGUACUGUACCAGACAGACUACACCAUGACCCCAUGGACCCAGCGCUGCAUUCGGCAAGCGGACUGCAUUCUGAUCGUGGGUCUUGGAGAUCAAGAGCCCAACCUCGGGGAGCUUGAACAGAUGUUAGAGAACACCGCAGUCCGUGCUCUCAAGCAGUUAGUGCUGCUACAUAAGGAGGAUGGACCCGGCCCGGCCCACACUGUCGAAUGGCUGAACAUGCGCAGCUGGUGCUCAGGUCAUCUGCACCUCAAGUGUCCACGUAGAGUCUUCUCUCGCCGCAGCCCCCCUAAACUGAGAGAAAUGUACGAGAAGGUGUUUGCAAAGACAGCUGACCGGCAUAGCGACUUUUCCCGCCUUGCUCGAGUCCUCACAGGGAACAGCAUUGCCCUUGUGUUGGGAGGUGGGGGAGCCAGAGGUUGCUCUCAUGUUGGGGUGAUUAAGGCCAUGGAAGAAGUGGGAAUCCCCAUCGACAUCAUUGGAGGAACGUCAAUUGGCUCAUUCAUUGGUGCACUGUAUGCUGAGGAGCGUAGUGCCGUCCGCACAAUGCAGAGAGCCCGCGAGUGGUCCAAAUCAAUGAAUUCUGUGUUCAAGACUGUGCUGGAUCUCACCUAUCCCAUCACCUCCAUGUUUUCUGGUUCUGCCUUUAAUGCAAGCAUCUCAAAGGUGUUUCAGGACAAGCAGAUCGAGGAUCUGUGGCUGCCCUAUUUCAAUGUGACGACUGACAUCACCGCAUCAGCUAUGCGUGUUCACAAGGAUGGCAGUGUUUGGCGCUAUGUCAGGGCGAGUGCUUCCUACACCCCUUAUUUACCUCCUCUCUGCGACCUCAAGGACGGGCAUUUGCUUGUGGAUGGCUGCUAUGUAAACAAUGUCCCAGGCUCACUAUGGCGGUAUGUACGGGCUAGCAUGACCCUUUCCGGGUACCUACCGCCACUCUGUGACCCAAAGGACGGCAACUUGCUCAUGGAUGGAGGCUACACCAACAACCUGCCAGCGGACAUAGCCAGGAACAUGGGGGCCAAAACCGUCAUUGCCAUUGAUGUGGGCAGCCAAGAUGAGACAGACUUGUCCAACUAUGGCGACAGCCUCUCGGGGUGGUGGCUGCUCUGGAAACGCAUCAACCCAUGGGCAGAAAAAGUCAAGGUCCCAGACAUGGCAGAGAUUCAGUCGCGGCUGGCGUAUGUGUCCUGCGUCCGUCAGUUGGAGGUCGUAAAGAACAGUGCCUACUGCGAGUACAUCCGGCCACCCAUCGACCGCUUCAAAACCAUGGAGUUUGGAAAGUUUGAUGAGAUCUACGAUGUUGGCUACCAGCAUGGCAAAGUUGUGUUCAGCAGCUGGAAACGGGGUGACAUCAUAGACAACAUGCUGAAGGAUCGGAGGUCGGCAGACUUUAAUGACAGAAAGAAAGCUGAGAGUGGCUCCUGUUUACCUGCAGACUUCACGGACCUCGCAGAAAUAGUUUCCCGAAUCGAGCCUGUUCAGAGUUUUGUGGCUGCUGAAGCCGAGGAGUCGGACUAUCUCACUGAGUAUGAGGAGGAUGGGAUAGAAGCUGUGAGAGAGGAAGAGGGUGGAGAGGAGGAGGAGGAGGAGGACGAUGAUGACGAAGGGGAAGAUGAAGACCCUGACAACCAGUUGCAAGCAGAGUGGGCCAAGCAAAGUGCAUCUGAGAUGGAUGAAGAAACGUCCAUCCGCAAUCGCAAGAGGCUGACCUCAGAUGUAUUCCCCUCUGUGGAUGUGCCUGAACCUUAGUGAAGACAGAGGACACCACAGGAUAAUAAAGGACGCUGAGCCUCCCACCUGAGCCAGGGACACACGCACAGGAUUGGGGGCAUGAAAACACAGACAAGUGUGGCUCUGCUUCGAAGGAUUAGAUGGCUUAUCCUAAUGGUGGAUCCUACAGAGAUGCUCUUACUUUGUUCAGCAUGUUUCUUGUAAAAAUAGGAAAAAGCAAGACUCCUUUAGGAAGCUCCCACCAAAGACCCCCUUAUCAGUGUUACUGAAGACUGGCGGAGAAUAUCUUGGAAACAGAAAAGUGGCAAUGGUAACCCAUUAGGACCCAGGGGCACCUGGCAAGCAGGCUUGACUUUUUUAAAAGGUUAACAGAAAACAGUCCCAAAAAUCACUGUCCUCCAGAUGUGGUCUCUUGUCACUCUGGUAGAAAUGCCAGGCUUCUUUUGUUUUAUAAACCCGUCACUUUCUGCAUAGUGCAGGUGUGUCUUAAAGUAAAUCCGCACUUUCCUAAGUUACGCUGCAGAGCUUACCAGACAUUUGCUUUCAUGUGUAUGUACACCCAGAACCUCCUUGUUAUUGCCUCACAAAGUAUGGCAACUGUAUUAGAAAGUCAAGUACAGUGUGAAUUUAAAGCAUACAGAAUCACGACAAAAUGGGUGAGCACUCAUAUGACACUGUGUUUGUUCAGGACGUAUGGUCACUGCGUUAGUUUGCACCUGUGCAAAAAAGAGCAGCCUGUAAAGAGAUUAAAAUGCACCUCAUUUAAUGCGCUAUGCUGUUUCCUAACUCCUGAUUUAUUGUUACCUUUGCAAUAUCCACUUUCAAAUGCUGCUUGCCUUGGUCAGGAUUGGAGAAGCCAGUGUUACAUGAUAGGUAAUGGAUCUGGAUGAUACUUCAGUUUAUUACGUUUCAUAAUUUUACAUCAUUUGUGUGAGAGCAGGAGCCAUUAUCAGUUACUGUUUUCAGUAAACAUGGAUGUUUAAAAGAGGCACACUGCGUCUAUUGUGUAAUAGAAGUAAAAGCUAAGCUAAUAAAGGACAAGGCAGACUUCUCAAACUCUGCCUUGUUAUAACUUGCGCAGGUAACAUUGAGCUAUGAGAAGUGACAAAUCCUAGCCUGUCAACACUGGGAGACCAACUACCGCCUUUCCAAGCAUGAACAUUCAAAGAUGGCAAAAAUAGCCACCUCUGUUACGUGUCCUGUGCUCAUACCAGAUGGGUGGCUAAAAUGUGACGGUUACUCGCGCUCAAUGGCGUACCUCCUAGGGUGACCUUUUACAUGUCACAAGUGAUGUUCUUCCUCGGCUCUGCUCUUUUGGAAGUACUGUUAAGGUUGCCCUAUGAAGCUGUCACCUAGCAGCACCUACCAGGGUUGCAAUAGACAAAACCAUAGACGUUCAGUUACAUGGCAGGGUUCCACCUCCAUAACAGUAUGAAAUGUGUGUCUGUUUAAAAUACAAAGUCAGUGUAUACACGUAGCAGAGGGCGAUAAACCGGCAGAUGGGGAUACCGGAUAAAAUUCUUGCAGGGUGCAUUAAAAAAAAAAUGAUAGAAAGCGUGUUUUAUGUUUAAAUAUAUCCACACGUUUAACAACACAUCAAUAAAUGUGCACACAACAAAAAACAGAAAUGUUUUUUCAAUUGGAGUAUUUGUGUCUUAAAAGUAAUGUCUGGGCUUGCGUGUUUUCUGUGUGUAACAGAUCCCUUUAGGAAUGUUACCCAGGGUGCUGUGCGGUUCAGCCUAGUUGGGGAGUCAGUACUGGUUGUGCUCCCUGUGACUCCCUUUUGGAUUAAAUAGGUUUGACAAUUUAAAGGUGGAGAUCUGAAAUGAGGAGGGAGCACACAAAAAAAAAUGCGGCUAGUACAGUGUUUGCUUGGCGGUGGUGUGAGGGAGGGAGUGAGGAAGAAGAAGCAGCACUUUCAUUGGUUCAAGUCGUAGACGUGAACACCUGCUGUCAGAUCAGUUGGAGUAGCAGAACACUAACAAGCAUGGCAGGUAAGAGGCACACCUGUGUGCUUAACUAAUCACUAAUAGAUUUGUUAUUUGCUAAAAAAAAUGUUUCUGUCUUAAAAGUAUAUACAAGUAACUGGAGUAUAUCUACCAGCAUCUCACAAUUCUUAAGUAUACUGUGACAUUCAUUUUAGGUCGCAUCACCCAAUCCUGUAUGUUUGUUUUACUGUGCGCAUCUUUAAAUUUGAAUUAAGCAGCAGUCCCACAACGUAUGUCUUUACACCCCAGGACCCCAUCACUGGUGCAGUGCAACUCCAGUAUGGAGGUAGGACACAUUGUGAGUGAACAUGUGGUCUCACAAAUCCAUUUAAAGACUUGGUAUAAUUAAAGUGGACAAUAUUGGUGCCUGCUGCUCUCUUCUUUUGCCAGCCCCAUGGAUAUGGCUUGAUGUCUGUGUAUUGAAAGGUUGCAGCAGAGCAGAAGCCAAGUAAUUUUGUUUGUUUUUGCAUUUAUUUUGUCAAACAUUUCCGAAUUUGCCGUACUACUUCAUGAGAUUAAUUUUUAAGCAUCAGAACAAAAUAUAAAGACACAGAUUAUUAUAGUUUUUCAUGUUUUUGUAAAAAAGUAUCAUAUAAAGUGUGCAGUGUUGUCAUGGCCUGCGGUUUAAAGCACAACUGAAUUCACAAAGCAACAUCAGAGCCACCUGACUGUAGUGAUGGAGCCAAAAGACAUCAUUUCAAUUAUAAGCAUCAAUGUACAAAAUGGUGGAUCCGCAGGGCCCAGCAUACAAGCCACAGUUUAAUAAUUGUGUGACAUUGUUCACACUUUAUAGUCCCCAUUGAACACUGACAUCAGCCCACACAUUGACAUUUAAGGCCUUCUUGCUGUCCCAAUAGUUUUGGUUGUUCUUACUUUCCAUCCUUGGACAAAUCAAAACUAAGAUUAACCGUGCUGAGACAGCGUGACAGCUGCUUUUCUCCAUGAUGGAUGAUAAGUGCUCUUUCUUCAUUUAACGGAUAUCUUGAUGUGGGUCAUCCAUGUUUUACACAGUAAUGAGAGCCAGAGGACAUUCUCCUUACUGUCCUCUUCACAAAAUGUCAUCUCAUCUUUGACUUCCCCGUGUCCAUGUGUGCUGUUUGUUUUCAAAGAUGGUCCUGGCCUUUCAUGUUAAAAGCACACCUCCACUUGUGGUUUGUUUGGUAGCAUCUUCCCUUCCAUGUUGUCAUUUAGAGCUCCUUAUUCACAGAGGACAGAGCCGCAUGGUGGGCUUGCCUGAGCUAUGCUACUCACGGGGCAUCUUAACCUUUUGAUUCAUUCUUUUGUCAUUUUAUGUUAUCCUAGUUUUCAUAUUUGUCCUACUGCUGCAAUAUUGUAUAGUAACGUUUCUGUGAAGCGCGCUAGAGGUGGCCACCUAAAUCCUCUGGCCUUCGUGUCAGUUUGGUUUCUUCAUUCCUAAAUAACAGCACAACUGGGACUGGUGGAUAUUUCAGGAUGGGAACAGUUUGUCUUGUAUUUGUAAUUAUAUUCCCUGUAUAGUCGUUGGAGCAAAUCAAAGGCUAUUAGAAGAAGGAUUUAUAUGGGACUAUAAUUUUAAACUAAUCUAUUAUUUCAAAGAUACAAAAUGUUAUGCAAUAUUGUUUAAUAAGAUGCAAACAUGACAUUAAAAUUUGGAGAAUGCUUUAA
Messenger RNA from Polypterus senegalus (gray bichir), 7986 nucleotides. It is a transcript of the gene pnpla6, whose product is annotated as patatin-like phospholipase domain containing 6. NCBI's taxonomy places the organism in Eukaryota, Metazoa, Chordata, Cladistia, Polypteriformes, Polypteridae. The record is from RefSeq and is a predicted model, not a curated record. The transcript is spliced from 37 exons. Bases 176 to 4372 code for a protein of 1398 amino acids. Gene Ontology annotation, molecular function: phosphatidylcholine lysophospholipase A1 activity. Gene Ontology annotation, cellular component: endoplasmic reticulum. Gene Ontology annotation, biological process: phosphatidylcholine metabolic process.